AUGGCUUGUGCUGAUGAAGUAGUAACGUUGUUGGAUACGAAGGUGAGCAUGUUUGGGAUGAGAUGCAGAAUAGCCCUGUCUGAAAAGGGCAUUCAGUAUGAAUACAGAGAAGAGUUUCUGCGAAACAAGAGCUCACUUCUUCUCGAAAUGAAUCCGGUUCAUAAGAAAAUCCCUGUUCUGAUUCAUAACGGGACGCCCGUUUGUGAAUCCAUCAUCAUUGUUCAGUACGUAGACGAAGUUUGGCCGACCGAAAAUCCGUUGUUGCCUUGUGAUCCUCAUCAGCGCGCUCAGGCAAGGUUUUGGGCUGACUUCAUCGAUAAAAAGGCUUAUGAUGCUGGAAUUAAUGUGUGGAUCACGAAGGGAGAAGAGCAAGAGAUAGCUAAGAAGAAAUUUAUAGAACUUUAUAAAACUCUGGAAGGGGAGCUUGGAAAUAAGCCUUAUUUUGGAGGGGACAAGUUUGGAUUCUUAGAUGUGGUUUUGAUUCCUUUCUACAGCUGGUUUUAUGCGUACGAAACCCGCGGAAACUUCAAGAUUGAGUCAGAGUGUCCCAAGAUUGUGGCUUGGGCUAAAAGAUGUAUGGAAAGGGAGAGUGUGGCUAAGUCGCUUCCUGAUCCUAAGGAGGUUUUCGAGAUUUAUGAGUCUGUUCUUCGCAGGAAAGGGUUACUUGUGUAA
Messenger RNA from Oldenlandia corymbosa var. corymbosa, 672 nucleotides. The record is from the annotation of a GenBank genome assembly. Lineage: Eukaryota; Viridiplantae; Streptophyta; Magnoliopsida; Gentianales; Rubiaceae.